AUGUCCCGACUUGCGGAUUAUUUUGUUAUCGUUGGAUACGACCACGAAAAAGAAAGGACUGAAACACGGAGUGGUAAAAUCCUGCAGAGGUUCCCGGAGAAAGACUGGCCGGACACACCGUUCAUCGAGGGAAUAGAAUGGUUUUGUCAGCCACUAGGAUGGGCACUAUCAACAGAACGACAAGAGCCUCGGUUUUUCGUUUCAGUUCUUACCGAUAUCGACGCAAAUCGACAUUAUUGUGCAUGUUUGUGCUUUAAUGAGACAGUUGCGAUAACACCCAGCAAACCCGUGGACGAAGAUGAGGAAAACCUAACACCAGCACGCAUAACGUCCCUUAGCUCACAGGCUACAAUAACACACCACAGUGUCAUGUAUGCUCCUAAAUGUUUAGUUUUAGUUUCAAGGUUGGACUACACUGAAACUUUUCGGAAUUGCCUGGGGACCAUCUACACUGUGUACAUUGAAAACUUGCCAUAUGCUCUAGAAACAUUAAUCGGUAAUAUAUUAGGUUGCAUUCAAGUUCCACCAUCUGGAGGCCCUCAAGUUAGAUUUUCCAUUGGAGCAAGUGAUAAGCAGGCGCUUCAACCACCGUUGUCUGCCUCUCUGCCGGUAACAGGAACUUGUGUUAGUUUUUUAUUCAGACAAUUAGGAAUAAAAAAUGUGUUGCUCCUGUUUUGUGCUGUUAUGACCGAACAUAAAAUUCUUUUCCACUCGAAAAGCUAUUUUCGAUUGACGGAAAGUUGUAGAGCGCUCACGGCACUUAUGUAUCCAUUUCGUUACAGUCACGUCUAUAUACCCAUUCUCCCUGCGCCUCUAAUUGAAGUGCUUUCGACACCAACUCCAUUUAUCAUGGGCGUUCACAGCUCAUUGCAAAAUGAAAUCACCGAUGUCUAUGAUGUAAUUAUAGCGGAUAUUGAUGGCGGUUCGAUAUAUAUCCCCGAAAGUUUAGCUCCUCCCGUGGCCACAUUUCCAUCUCCUUUAUGGGAAACUACUCAAAUUGCAUUAACUCUGGUGCUACAACCAGAAUUAGCGCAAUCUGAUUUAGCAUUUGCCCCAAUAAAUAAUAAUCCGAAGGAGAUCCGUUCCCAGACUAUGAUUGAUAAGGAAAUUAGAGCAGUAUUUAUGAGGAUGUUUGCACAACUACUGCAAGGCUACCGAUCUUGUUUAACAUUAAUACGAAUCCACCCACGACCUGUUAUAACAUUCCAUAAAGCAGGGUUCCUGGGUGCCAGGGACUUGGUUGAUUGUGAAUUUUUAUCACGUGUUUUGGAUAGCAUGUUUUUUACUGGUUUUGUAACUGAACGAGGACCGCCAUGGCGCCCCUGUGAUGCUUGGGAUGAACUUUAUAGCUCAAUGAAUGAUCUGUUGAAAUCUGAAGCUCAAAGUGUCGGUUUGAUUUACAUACACAUACAGGAAUUAGCGCAAGUUUUGUACACAAAUGAAAACCCUAAUCCACAAGUCUACCCGCAGAAAGUCUUACGACCACCUGAAGGAGCAUUCGCUCGAAUACACCAGCCACCGAUGCCCCAUAUAGAUUCAGCGCAAGUUGAAGCUAUUAUUAAAGAGGGCUUAGCUAAGAAUGAUCUUCAAUCACGGUUUCAAACGAUCCGCAAUCCACUUCGCAUUGUUCCAAUGGGUCCACAUUUGCAAAGCAUCUCCGAUGGACGUCCAAUUGUAUUGAAUACUGCAAGACGAUUGGAGGUCCUGCGAAGCUGUGUAAAUUGUAUAUUUGAGAAUAAAAUCGCUGAUGCAAGGAAAAGUUUUCCUGCAGUUUUACGUAUGUUGAAACAACGAGAUGCUCGACUAACACUUUGCCGGGAACUCGCCCGAACAGUUCAUGGAAAUAAAGCUGUGCUAGACCACCAACCAUUUGAUUUAGUUGUCAAGUUAAUGAAUCGAGCACUUCAAGAUGAUUCUUCCAUGGAUGAACACGGAGUUGCUGCUUCACUUCUUCCACUUUCCACAGUCUUCUGUCGGAAGCUUUGUACGGGUGUCAUGCAAUUUGCUUACACUUGCAUUCAAGAUCAUCCUGUAUGGAAGAAUCAACAAUUUUGGGAGGGCGCUUUCUAUCAAGAUGUACAGACACAAAUUAAAGCACUCUAUUUGCCCCGGAUGCCAGCAGAAAAUUCAUCCUCCUGGUAUAACGAUGCCAACAAAUUAAGCCCAUCGUCGAGUCGGGAUAUGAGCGAUUUCCGUUCUUCAAUAAUUUCUCGUGUGCAGGAGCCGUCAGCUUUGGAGAUAGCUGCAGAACAAAUGAGGCUAUCCCCAUCUAUGGAAUCGGAAAAAUUACAGGAAUUUGUGAUAUCUGAAGAAUCUACCUUGUAUAGUCAAGCAAUUCAUUACGCCAACCGUAUGGUUGCGUUACUUAUUCCAAUGGAUGUGAAAGUUGGAGGAAGAUUUCAACGGACCGAUUACCAUUUGGAAGAUGAUACGAGCGUUUCGAACAGCGUCGUGGAAUCUCGAAGUCACAGUGAACAUUCCGAUGAAGGAUUUGAGGAAAGUGAUCCCGGUGAAACCGGCAAUGCUGUCGCAAAAAUGGUUUGCCGUUUCAUCGAUCGAGUGUGCACUGAAGGAAGCGUUACAGCAGAGCAUGUGCGCAAUUUGCACACAAUGGUUCCAGGUGUUGUACAUAUGCACAUAGAAACGUUGGAGGCGGUAGCGCGAGAAUCAAAACGUAUUCCACCCGUUCAAAAACCUAAAAUCCAGAGUCCAAGUCUAUUGACUGGUGAGGAAAUAUUGGGCGAACCACUGAGAGUUUAUUUGGUACCUGAUGGACGGGACGACAGUCCAAGUGUGUUACUACCAGCCGAGGGGGCUGUAUUCUUAACAAAUUAUAGAGUAGUUUUUCGAGGAUCGCCAUGCGAUCAAUUAGCUUGCGAACAAAGUAUUGUCCGAGCGUUUCCAGUUUCAUCAUUAACAAAGGAAAAACGAAUAUCUGAUAUUUAUCUGGGCCAUUUGGAUCAAACUAUUCCAGAAGGAUUGCAGUUGCGCUCAUGUACGUUUCAACUGAUCAAAAUCGCUUUUGAUGAAGAGGUGACUAUCGAAACUAUUGAAGCGUUCAGGAAGUUGUUGAAUAAAGCUCGCCAUCCUGCGAACGAAUUAGGCCAUUUUGCGUUUGUUUCACAUGGUAUUGUGGCGCACACUCCUUUACACAAAACUAAAGAAAAGAACGCAACUCUGAAAGGUUUCGCAAAGAAAACGCUCCUUCGAACAGCGAAAAAGGCAGGGUUCAAUAAGAAGGGCACGACGAAACGGAAAUAUGUUCUAUCUGGUAUCGACUUCGACGACGCAGCUUCCAAUGAUAUGAACGAAUACGAGGAAGGUUCCGAUGAAAAUGCCGAUACAAUGCCUCGUGUUACCCUCAAGGAUAUUGAAAGACUAAAGGAAAGAAGCUACGUGAAAGACUGGCAGCGGCUGGGAUUUGGCGAUAGUCAUUCGGGUUUUCGCAUUUCAACUGUAAACUGCAACUACAGUCUCUGUCGAACAUACUCUGCGAUCAUCGUUUCCCCCAAUCAAAUGUCAGAUGAGUCGUUGAAAAGUUUGAGUCGCUGCUAUAAGAACCAAAGAAUUCCGUUGGCAACAUGGCGGCACAGAUCGGGUGCAAUAUUACUACGAGGUGCCGUUCCGUAUCCGAAAGGUGUUAUUGGAAUGCUUAAGGGUCAUCCAGGAUCCACAAAUACUUCAACUGAUUCGACUGGGCAUCAGGAUCAGGACAGAUAUUUGAUUGCUGUGAUAGAUAGUAUGCCUAACACGAUGACGAUGCGUAAUCCUUUUGGUCUCUCAGAUUCUACAUUGUCGAUAAAUUCUCUUCUGUUGGCUGCAGAUGACCAUCAGUUGUCGGUUAGAUCGGAUUUAUCGACGUUAACACCAGAUGUCAGUAGAAAAUCAAACACCGGGUUCCAUACUGUCAAGUCUUUCUCGAAUUUCACGGGUCGACCUUCAGGAGCAAAAAGUAGCAAAUGGGGGUCACUGAAACCGAAUAGUAGUCAAAAUAUAGGACGAGAUGAACGUGAUAAUCAUCAAUAUGUCUUCCACCGAGUACCGAUGUAUAUAUUAGGCGAGAAAUCUCAAUCGAAGUCCGCCAGACUAUCUGAGUUGGGUGCGGAAUUCAUUCCUGUCGACUAUACAGACAUUCGACACUCCAGAAUUGCAUUUAAGAAGCUAAUGCGCGCUUGUCUUCCAUCGUCGUUAAGCACAGAACCAGAUCAAAGUUUUGCGAAGCUGCUGGAACAAUCAGAUUGGCUGCAACAAAUACGUGGGCUUUUACAGCUAUCAGGAGCAGUAGUUGAUCUUAUCGACUUGCAAGGAUCCAGCGUUACCUUAGCAUUUGAAGAUGGAUGGGAUGUUACGGCACAGGUGUCAUCUCUAGCGCAACUAUGUUUGGAUCCGUACUAUAGAACAAUCGAAGGAUUCCGUGUUCUGAUUGAAAAGGAGUGGCUGGCUUUCGGACACCGCUUUGCGCACAGAAGCAACCUCAAACCGAACAGUAGCUCAAGUUCUCCAUUCGCUCCAACUUUUCUUCAAUUUCUAGAUGCUGUUUUCCAAAUCCAAACGCAAUUUCCGCUUGCGUUCGAAUUUAAUGAAUUUUAUCUACGCUUUUUAGCAUAUCAUAGUGUAUCUUGUCGUUUCCGCACAUUUCUAUUUGACUGUGAACUAGAACGUUUCGACUUAGGAAUAGCAACCAUAGAAGAUAAGCGUGGGUCGUUAAAUUCUCGACACGUUGUGGAGACUGGAACUGGAUCGGAUGAUGAUAUCUACCCGGGAGGACUGCGUAAUUCGAGUACAAAUGCUCAAAAGAUUGGACAUUCUGUUUUUGAUUAUAUCGAGCGACAGAAUGCAAAAUCGCCAAUAUUUUUUAAUUUUAUGUAUUCCCCGGACCCAGAUCGUUUAGUGUUGAGACCUCAGAGCUCGGUUGCCGUUUUGGAACUGUGGCGAUUUUAUAUCGAUGAGGAAUUAGCACAAGGUCCACCGUACGAUCCUGAACUCGUCGGGAACGAUAGCUUAGAAGACGAAGCAGAAUACAAUGAGAAGCAACCGAAAAGGAAAGUGGUGGCAGUAGGUUACGAUAGCAUAGAAAAAUGUGAUCCGAAUGCAUUUACUAGAUUGUUAGAUGAACUGAAGCAAGCAGAAGCUGAACGCGGAUUGCUACCACAGAAAUGGAGGCAAGUAUGGGACAAACUUGAACUGCCGCAUUCAGAUUCCCUCGCUCGACACUCCUCGUUCAGUAGUGCUCUGGUCAGAUCUCAUGGACGAUUACUACAUAAACGAUCCACCCUGGAGAUAUUAAUGAGGGGGCGGUUAGCGGGCUACCACCAAGAAAGUUUCUCGCAUCCACAUCGUUUCGAGAAGCAUUCAUACACAACGCCAACCAAUUGCAACCAUUGCGAUAAAUUACUUUGGGGUCCUAUUGGCAUUCGAUGCAUGGAUUGUGGAAAUUCGUAUCAUGAAAAAUGUGCCGAUUCGGUUCCGAAGAAUUGUACAAAGUACAAAUCAGUCGAGGGUGUGCCGCCAACAUUAACUAGGUCACAAGGUGACAAUGGUAGCAUAGCUUCAAGCGCAACUACAGGGCAAACAUCCAAUCAACAUUUUUAUGAACAAUUCAGCAGUAAUGUGGCAGAAAAUCGAACGCACGAAGGCCACCUCUACAAACGGGGGGCAUUGCUGAAAGGAUGGAAGCAACGAUGGUUUGUACUUGAUUCAAUCAAACAUCAGCUGCGUUAUUACGAUGCUGUAGAAGACUCGAACUGCAAAGGAUUUGUUGAUCUCGUAGAUGUCCAGUCAGUGACUCCAGCGCCACCAGCUGCUGUUGGGACGAAAAAAGUAGAUGAAAAAGCAUUUUUUGAUCUUAAAACAAGUCGUCGAACGUACAAUUUCUAUGCUCUUAAUGCAGCUUUAGCUCAGGAAUGGAUCGAGAAGAUCCAAGCAAGUCUGCAAUAGAAACAAUACAAAUCGAUAGAAACGUUAGAUAUAAACUACCACAUAUGCAAUAUCAUAUUCCAUAAUAUUAUAUAAAAUUCAUAUAAUCGCAAUUGAAUGCAAUUCACAUUUUUUUAAAUUCAUUUAUUGUGGAAACAAUAGAGUCGCGAAAUUUUAUAUUGACUAUUUAUAUAUUGAAGUACAGUGAGAAAAAUAUCAAAAAAGUUGGAAGGAAAAUAAAUAACAGUGAAAUAUCAAUGUCAGUGUAUUACUAGUAUUUAUUAUCAAUAUUUCAGUGUAAAACCAAAACUGUGCAUAUUAUGUAUUCAUUUAUAGAAAUGUUAUUAGGAAAGAGAAAGCAAAGCAACUUUCAAACUUAGAAUACAUUUUUUUUAAUAUUUUCAAGCAAAUGAAAUAUCGCAGCAAAUGUGUUACAUAUGCUAUCAAAAAUAAUGUUAUAAAUGUUAUUUAUUAUACGAUUAAAAGAAUAAAUAGGUAGAUCUUUUUAAAAUAAAAACUUCAA
Hermetia illucens (black soldier fly) is the source of this 6439-nucleotide messenger RNA. RefSeq names its product myotubularin-related protein 13 (gene Sbf). Lineage: Eukaryota; Metazoa; Arthropoda; Insecta; Diptera; Stratiomyidae. The record is from RefSeq and is a predicted model, not a curated record. Bases 1 to 5937 code for a protein of 1978 amino acids. The transcript has 15 exons.